This is a messenger RNA of Glycine soja, 1889 nucleotides long. Its product is annotated as protein ASPARTIC PROTEASE IN GUARD CELL 2-like. The record is from RefSeq and is a predicted model, not a curated record. Gene Ontology annotation, molecular function: aspartic-type endopeptidase activity. The coding region runs from base 250 to 1677 and encodes 475 amino acids. NCBI's taxonomy places the organism in Eukaryota, Viridiplantae, Streptophyta, Magnoliopsida, Fabales, Fabaceae. Gene Ontology annotation, biological process: proteolysis. The transcript has a single exon.
AACUCACCACUCGUCCGUCAACACCACUCUCAGGGUCAGAGAUGCAUGCCCCUUUUUUUUUCACUCACCCUCUCAGACUCAAAUAAAUCAUUCCAAACACUAAACUACAAAAACAGAAACUUCUCCUCCACACAAUUAUUUCUACAGUAAACAAACCCCUUUUUUUCCCUCUCCACACUCCCAAAACCCAACCAAAUAAAUCCCUCCUCACUCCCCCCACACAACACACACUCCUCCCAUCAUCACACCAUGCUCACAGUUCUGGUUCUCCUCUCACUCCUUCUUACCAUCUCCACUUCCCACAAUAUAUCAUACCCUCAUUUCCAACAACUCAAUGUCAAACAAAUAAUCCUCACAGAAACCAAACUCUACCCAAACCCAACCCAACCCUCCAAACACCCCCACAAUAAAAAACUCAACAGUGCCACCGAAGCAUCUUCAUCAGCAAAAUAUAAACUGAAGCUAGUUCACAGAGAUAAAGUCCCCACCUUUAACACCUACCACGACCACCGAACCCGAUUCAAUGCACGAAUGCAGCGAGACACCAAAAGGGCCGCCGCCCUCCUCCGGCGCCUCGCCGCCGGAAAACCCACCUACGCCGCGGAGGCAUUCGGGUCGGACGUGGUUUCCGGAAUGGAGCAAGGAAGCGGAGAAUACUUCGUGAGAAUCGGAGUUGGAAGCCCACCUCGAAACCAGUACGUGGUCAUGGACUCAGGCAGCGACAUUAUAUGGGUCCAAUGCGAACCCUGCACCCAAUGCUACCACCAAUCCGACCCCGUUUUCAACCCCGCCGAUUCCUCCUCCUUCUCCGGCGUCUCCUGCGCCUCCACCGUCUGCAGCCACGUCGACAACGCCGCCUGCCACGAGGGACGCUGCCGCUACGAAGUUUCCUACGGCGACGGCUCCUACACCAAAGGCACACUCGCACUCGAGACAAUCACGUUCGGAAGAACCCUAAUCCGAAACGUGGCCAUCGGGUGCGGCCACCACAACCAGGGAAUGUUCGUUGGCGCCGCCGGGCUUUUGGGCCUCGGAGGUGGGCCCAUGUCCUUUGUGGGCCAACUCGGAGGUCAGACCGGCGGUGCCUUUAGUUAUUGUUUGGUCAGCAGGGGAAUCGAGUCGUCCGGAUUACUCGAAUUCGGACGAGAAGCAAUGCCCGUAGGCGCUGCAUGGGUUCCCCUGAUCCACAACCCGAGAGCCCAGAGUUUUUAUUACAUUGGGCUUUCGGGCCUGGGAGUUGGGGGCCUGCGGGUGUCCAUAUCCGAAGAUGUUUUUAAACUAUCCGAAUUGGGCGAUGGUGGGGUUGUUAUGGACACCGGGACCGCCGUGACGCGGCUUCCGACGGUGGCGUAUGAGGCUUUCCGGGAUGGUUUUAUUGCCCAGACCACGAACCUGCCCCGGGCUUCGGGAGUAUCCAUUUUUGACACGUGUUAUGACUUGUUCGGGUUUGUGUCGGUUCGGGUUCCAACCGUGUCGUUUUACUUCUCGGGUGGGCCUAUUUUGACCCUGCCAGCUAGGAACUUUUUGAUCCCAGUCGAUGACGUGGGAACUUUUUGCUUCGCCUUUGCUCCUUCUUCUUCUGGUCUUUCCAUCAUCGGAAAUAUUCAGCAAGAAGGGAUUCAGAUUUCGGUUGAUGGAGCUAAUGGGUUUGUGGGAUUUGGACCCAAUGUUUGUUGAGUAAUAGUAAUAGUAAUAGCCAUUGCCAUGUAUAUCAACCAACGAUAUGAAUUUUUCUAGUCUUAGUCAUGUCACAUAUAAAAGAAACAACUAGGUCGUCGUGCAUGUGGUAAUUAAUUAACUAUUGUAUUUAAAAUAAUAAGUUGUUUCGGUUUUUGAUUGAGAUGCUAAAAGUAAUGCUUUAUGGAACUUGAAGUUUCUAGUGUUUUUUA